ACAACGCAUAGCAGUGUGGAAAGUGCAAUAGAAAAACGUCUCGGUGGAUCGAGGAAAAAUCGAACAAUUUGCAUGCUGGAUGGUUUUUCGUGUACGUACAUCGUGGCCGCGUGUUCCCGUUCCCGUCCAGCGGUCAUAAUCCAUUCGAAGCGCAACGGGUUGCGAUGAGUUUACCGGGACGAAAGCAACGUUGAGUCGAAAGCGUGUGCAGCGUGUGUAUCGAUCAUCGCGGCGCGUUCAGCCGGCAAAAUUGUAGACGGGCUGACCAGCAGCGAUUAUUUUGCACCUUACGGCCACACAUUCCACACAGCAUUGCUGCGCUAGCAGAGUGAUUUUGAGCCCAUAAUCCAUUGUACAACGGUAACAGAACCAAGGACAUCCGUGCGAGUGCAGCCGAGGGGUUUUCUCUAGUCAAUACAGCGGUCAGGCAGCCGAACGAGGGUGUCGAUUGUGAAGCACGAUUUCCUAAUUAACUCCCCGCGAACUCAACGUGCUGCGUGCUACUAGCUUACCAUGAGUGACGCCUACCUGACCAAGGAGCAUCUGGCUGGAUUCGAUAAUUAUAAGUACAAUGCUAAAGACACUUCGCCACUCAGUAUUUAUGUUAUGCAUCCUUUUUGGAAUUGGCUCGUCGAGUACUUCCCAAAAUGGAUAGCACCGAACCUGAUGACGUUUGCCGGUUUCCUGUUCACUGUAGUCAACUUUGUGAUGCUCUCGUGGUACGAUUGGGGGUUCUGGGCGAGCACGGAGUUGGAAAACACGACACCGGUCCCAAACUGGUUCUGGGCACUGGCCGCUGUAAACAUAUUUCUCGCCUACACGCUGGAUGGUAUCGAUGGUAAGCAAGCACGAAGGAUUAAGCUGUCCGGUCCUCUUGGCGAGUUAUUCGAUCAUGGGCUCGAUUCGUACUCGGCGUUUUUCAUUCCGGCCUGCCUGUACAGCAUAUUUGGACGUGGUCCCACGUCGGUGCCACCAAUACGCAUGUACUACAUCAUGUGGACGAUAUUCUUCAGCUUUUAUCUAUCACACUGGGAAAAGUACAAUACAGGUGUGCUGUACCUACCCUGGGGAUACGAUCUGGGCAUGUGGGGUUCCGUCUUGAUGUACCUAGCCACGUGGAUGUUCGGCUAUCAGUUAUGGAAAGUGGCACUGCCGUGGGGUCUUUCCGCUGGGCAGCUGAUGGAACUAUGCCUUCACAUUAGCGCUAUGUCCAACCUACCGAUGGUGGUGUACAAUAUGUACCGAUCGUAUAAAGAUCGUACCGGAAAAAUGCGUACGAUGAAGGAAGCGAUGCGGCCACUCUUUACGUACGGUAGCUUCAUGUUCGUCUGUUUGCUGUGGGUGUUUGUGUCGCCUAGCGACAUAAUGAAUCAUGAUCCGCGGGCCGUCUACAUUAUGACGGGUACAAUUUUUAGUAACAUUAGUUGCCGGUUAAUUGUAUCACAAAUGUCCAAUACGACAGCAGAAACGUUCAACUGGAUGACGGGCGUUUUAUGUGGGGCCGUCGUCAUGAGUCUUACUAUGCCAUUGCUCGAACGACCGAUAUUGUAUUUGCUCGUGAUCGGUUCUUCCCUAGGUCAUUGGCACUAUGGAUCCGGUGUGGUCCAACAAAUGUGCGCACACUUUAAUCGACGCUGCUUUAUGGUAACAAAACCGGAAGAAUCCAAAGAAUAGGAAAUACUAAGGUUGUAUGCUGUUUAGUUUCCAGAGUCCGCCAGAGGAACGUCAAUUGUGGAUACACCUAAAGUUCGCAGAUGAAUUGUUUUAUUGAGCCAGUUGUUUUCGGGACUGAACCCCGAAACACGAUCGGUUUUGUUUACUUCGUUUAGUUGUUGAUUGCACCAUGCCUUUAUGGUGAGGCAACUCUAAUCUGUCCUAUAUGUUAACAGAGAACACCACAAUGAGUUUGAACCAAAUACGCUUUUAAUUAAUAUUUCAUGCUUGAUGUGAAAGUAGCUAGAACGCCAUCACGACGAAAAUGCUUUAACAAUCGAACGAUGCAUAAUAGGAUGUGUGCAGUGGUUCGAUUAGGCUAUUUUUAUGGAAUUGUAACGCCUGAGAAGGUAAUCCAUUGGAACUUAGUAUUUUAUUUUGAUGCUAUAAUGAAGUUUUAGAGGGAGAGAGUCCUUUGAAUCAAUCAGUACUCAUUGGCCAAACGGUCAAUACCAUAUCGAAUGGUGAAAAGAGCAGGAGUAGUGGCGAAAAAGCGGCAUCUUAAGGUACCAUGUUAUAUCAUGAUGGUAUUUAUCUCCCAUCUACAUACCUCACAAUUAACUACUUACACAUAAACUGUAACGGACGUUAAACACAUACCACUUACUGUGCUAUUAGUACUUUACCGAAUGUCUCGACAUCACACGCAUUAGCCACUGACCCCGGAACUGGUGACUCCAUAAAUAUAAGCAUAAUACACAUCCAAAGAAGUAAUUUAAUGUCUAACCUCCGCUUCGCUCUUCCUUAUGCAAACUCCGUUUCGUCCUUUGUAUUUGACAGUACUAACUACAUUUUAAAUUAUGCUAAUCGGUAACUACAAUGCAUUUCUCUGUACAUAGCACUCGUUGUAAGAAACUAUUAUAUUAACAAAUUAAAAUCAACAUGACGUGUGUGUCUGUACCACGGCCGUGCAGGUGUUUCCUGUCGUGAAUGCUACUUAUAUCGCCUAUAUCGCGACGAAUCAAACAACGGAGGUGCUGCGUCAUGAUUUACCGUGAUGUUCGUGUUCGGUUUACAAUCAUAUAUGCACCGCUAAUGCAGAAUGAUUACCGUAAUUUUGUGCCGUGACAUAUUUGUAUAGAGUAUUUUGCAUCAUAGACGCGAUUUUUGCAUUUUAUAAUCGUGACAACUCAUUCAGGAAGACAGUAAGGAAUACAUUGAUGAAAAUGUAGCCAGGCAGGAUUGGAUUGGAAUAGUUCCGCAGGGUGGUAGUUUGUUACAGGCAGACAUAAGAAACAGAUUGCGGCGGUGCCUGGAUGCAGCAACCCAUUAGCGACAGAGUAACCACGAUCUCGUUGUACACAUGUUAACAGUUUCCAGAAGGAAAAAUAACGACAAUAACGAGUAGACAGAAAGAGUUUCUAUCGUGUGGUACGCGUUAGAUUGAAACAAUUCAUGCCCCCAAAGUCUCUUGUUAUGUUGAUAUUACAGUUUAAGUAAUCAAUUCCGCGUUUGUUAGCAAGCCAUAAAGAUAGUUCGGUUCUCCUGUAUGUACCUCCGUGCGGUGGUAACGGUUAAGGAUUCGUGAAUUGAAAUGAAAAUAUAGCGAUGCAUGAAACCAAAUAAGUAAGAGAUCACGAUUUUUCAAUGGCUGUAUGUUAUUAGCAUUACACACCUUCGUUUAUGUUGCACCAUAAACAUAUGUCCCCUUUUUUCUCUCUAUCACAGUGCCAUAUCAUAUCCCUUGUUUCUAAUGAAGCGAAUUCAUCACGUAAUAAUAUCCAUUUCGAAAGCCUUUUUAAUUGAAAUUGUAUGAUAUGUGUGCACGGUGUCGUGUGAAAUUCUAAACGUAAUUUAUUAACUACUUUUACUUAACAUCUUAGUGUAAGUUUUUGUAAGCUUCCUUGUACGAACAAAUGAGACACCUUGGAGAGUUGGGGAAAUAUGAUCUGCAGGUGUAUAAAUUUCCAAUGUUAUGAAAAUGGAAUGGAUUAAGCAAAGCAUUGCAUACAAUGAUGUACGCUAAACUUUAAUAACGUAAAUCGAUAUUCAAGCGUGCAAAAGGGACAAAUCAACACAACAAUGCCAGCUUUUUUGCUACUAACAGAAAGUAAAAAUAACGAGAACGCUACCAAACAUAGAGAUAUGUGCAAUGGAGUUAUUGAUUUUUGGUAAAGACAAAUACUUCAACAUCAGCUCGAUUAUACGCAGAACGCAAAGGGAGAGUACAUCAGGUGGCUUCAAAGUAAAUCACGAAUUGUAUUCCAGCUGGCUUUGUUAAGGUGCUAUUGCCUACCCAUGUAAGAUUCAAACAGUUUUUGUAUCAGUUCUGUAUGUUUGUUGUUCCAAAUGUCCGAUAUUGAAAGUCAAUAAAAGUCAGUAA
Molecule: messenger RNA, 4036 nt
Organism: Anopheles moucheti
Lineage: Eukaryota; Metazoa; Arthropoda; Insecta; Diptera; Culicidae
Product: ethanolaminephosphotransferase 1
Exons: 6
Coding region: 514-1674 (386 amino acids)
Biological process (GO): phosphatidylethanolamine biosynthetic process
Cellular component (GO): endoplasmic reticulum membrane; Golgi apparatus
Molecular function (GO): ethanolaminephosphotransferase activity
Source: RefSeq, a predicted model, not a curated record